Messenger RNA from Xenopus laevis (African clawed frog), 1567 nucleotides. RefSeq lists its product as uncharacterized. The transcript has 8 exons. Bases 153 to 1355 code for a protein of 400 amino acids. Lineage: Eukaryota; Metazoa; Chordata; Amphibia; Anura; Pipidae. The record is from RefSeq and is a predicted model, not a curated record.
ACCCUCCAACCAAUCACACUGCUCCCUAUCCAGCACCCUCCAACCAAUCAGUUUGUAUGACAACCAUGAUGUCACCUGAGAAGAGUGAAUAGCUGCCAUUAGCCCCGCCCCGUGCAGCAUCUCCAGCUUGUCGGGAACACCAGGUGUUAGAGAUGCCGUUCCCCAGUGCCACAUUAGGAGCUGUGCCCCGGGCUCACAAUCUCCUGCCGCUGUUAAAGAUGGAAGAGAAUGCGGCUCCAGUGACUGGAUCCCCAGAGCCACAAAUAUUACAGAUAAAAAUAGAGAAAGAAGAACUGGACUCUGAAGAUCAUCAGAAUCCCAUGGAAAACUCGUCAGUCCCACUGAUUAAUGGGAGCUCCUCAGUUGGACAAAUGAAAAUAUCACAGACAACAAAGAGAGACUCUUCUCUUCCCCGAAUGAAAAGCACUACAGCUAUGCUUACUGAUUCCUAUCGUCUGAUUGAUCUUGUGGAGGAGAGGCCAGGUCUGUAUAUGACUGAAUCACCAGCUUAUCAUAACAAGUACACCAGGAGAAAACUGUGGGAUGAGGUGGCAGCAAAUCUUAUAGAUCGAUGGGAGAACCUCACUGAUCAAGAAAAGAAUAUAAAGGCGAAGGAAAUCCAGCUGAAAUGGAAGCACAUAAAGGACUGUUACCGCAGGGAGCUGAAGAGACAGAGAAACGAGGGGCGCGGUGGUUCCUCUCAGCCCAAGAGGAAGAAAUACAUUUAUGCAGAUAUGCUGACAUUCCUUAAUCCCUGCUUUGCUAAAAGGUCAUCAGGCGAUGUUUGGGGGCGCAAGCUGACAGUGUUUGAAAUGAGGGGUGGGCGUAUCCCUGGCAGAAGCCCAGUAGGAGGGGACAGCCAAUCACAGCCCUGCAGUGACACAAGCACAGACAGGCUUCAGUUCCCUAUCAGCUCAUGUGGGAAUUCUGAAGUGACCCAAGAGGAGGAGAACUUGCCCGGAGAGAGGUCAGACGCGAGCAGCGUUCACAUGUCGCCCAACUGCGCGACUCCCCCGCGGACAGAGGCCAGAGGCACAUCCGCCCCAGCCCCAAAGAGGAAGAAAGAAGAAGCAGAGAUAACCCCCGGGGAGGUGAAGGACAUGUUCCACACACUGGUCAAUACCAUCGCUGGCAGGGAGGCUGCAAAGACCCCCCAUCCUCAUGAACAUCUGCCGGAGUUUCUGUUUUUUAGGGGGCUCAUUCCAUCCGUGUUGAUGAUUCCCGAGGGGCAGCGACCUCUCAUGCAAGCGGAAGUGGUGCAAGUGAUUAAUAAAUAUAUUCCUCACCUCCAGCCGAGGCCUACACCCCAUCGCUAUCCACACUCUUAUUCCUCCAGCUUCACCCACCACAUCUAAGGCCCAGGCCUUCUGUGAUUGGCUCUUUCAAACCCAUGUGACGUGGCAGCCAAUCUUUUACUGACCUGCUCAGUAUGGACUCCUCACUGCUCUCCUUAAAGGGGUUGUUCGCCUUUAAAUUAACUGUUCGUAUGAUGUAGAGAGGGAUAUUCUGAGACCAUUUACAAUUGGUUUCCAUUUUUUAUUACUUGUGGUUUUUGGGUUAUUUAGCU